UUCGGGUGAGUCUGCAUCUUUAUUCGAAUCCAGGUGUUAAACAUGGAGAACUUUAACUUCGUUUUGUACUGGUAUUCUUCUUCUUAUAGGAAAAUCUUCUUUGUGUAAUGUUUUGUGUCGAUUAUAUCCAGUCACAUGGGGUCGUAUAUUUAUUGACGGCGUCGAUAUAUCCACUAUAGGAUUGCAUCGUCUGAGAAAGGCGAUGUCCGUGAUUCCACAGGACCCCACACUUUUUGCCGGUACAAUUCGUUUCAAUCUCGAUCCUAACAGUGUAUUCUCCGAUUCUGAGUUAUGGAUAGCGUUGGAAAGGACUUAUCUCAAAGCAGCGAUCAUGAAUCUUGAAAAUAAGCUUGAGUACGAGGUUUCAACAGGUGGAGAUAAUUUUUCUGUUGGAGAAAAGCAACUCUUGUGUCUAACCAGGGCGCUACUAACAGAAGCAAAAAUUAUUCUGCUAGACGAAGCAACAGCAAGUCUCGAUGUUUCUCUGGACAGGCUCAUCCAUAAGGUGAUAAAAGAGGUCUUCCUGGAUGCGACAGUUAUCGUUAUUGCUCAUCGUCUUGAAAACAUCUAUGGUUUGGAUAGAGUGUUGAUAAUGGAUGGCGGAAAGGUACAUAGUCUUAUUAUAUGUGUAUUAUAUUAUAUAAUGUUUAUUCUCAAUGCAUUAGUAUGGUAUCGUGUUCAACUAAAAGUAACUGAUAUAAACGACAAGAAGUUUUGUCUAUCCAUUCAUUUUUCAGUUGGUGGAAUUCGACCGACCAGAAGUGCUGUUAAAUAA
This is a messenger RNA of Angiostrongylus costaricensis, 775 nucleotides long. NCBI's taxonomy places the organism in Eukaryota, Metazoa, Nematoda, Chromadorea, Rhabditida, Metastrongylidae. The record is from the annotation of a GenBank genome assembly.